AAUACUUUUUAGAGUCACUUAAUGAAACGAACUAGUUUAGUUUGAUUGCGAAACUUAAAGAGAACACACAGCAGCGGACCGGAGAUUUUUUUAAGUUCUGGUGUUGAAGGAGUAAAUGAAAAAAAAUAAAAUUGUUUGUGGAAAAAUUGUGUAUAUUUGAAGGAAAAGCUACACACUUAAAAGAAAAAAUUUUUUUUGGAAAGAAUAAAUAAAUAGUGUUUAUUUGGAAAAUACAAAAUGAAGACGCAAAUUAUCUCCGUUAUUGCCUCAAUUUUACUGCUGCAAACUGUUUAUGCGAUGGUCAUAGAAACUGGUGACAAUGGUGAACAAUUGUUGCAUUUUGGCUUCAAAACAGAGAACGGCCAAUCACGUACAGAGGAUAUAAAAUUCAAUGGCACGAAGAGUGUGGCAACUGACGAUAAUGAGGAGCCGAAUGAUAAGGCUGAAACAACUGUGAAACCGGUGGAAUACCGUGGUGGUUACAGUUUCAUCUCUGCUGAUGGCUAUGAGUACACUGUGCUCUACAAGGCCAACAAGAAUGGUUUCCAACCCUAUGUGACAGCACGAAAAUUACAUAAUGAUAAAAACUGAGUGAAGUUUUUGAACAAAAACCAAAAUGCUUUUAGAUUUCAUUGGUUUUUUUCUUGUCUAGUUUCAUUAGAUUUAUGUAAUAACCAUUUGUGUGUAUUUGUAUUUUUUAGUUUGUGAUAAUUCAUUUUUUUAUUGUAUUAUACCCUGUGGAUUUAUGGUAUAUGUAAAUAAAUUUAUACGCAUUUAUACGUACUAAUUAA
Molecule: messenger RNA, 791 nt
Organism: Ceratitis capitata (Mediterranean fruit fly)
Lineage: Eukaryota; Metazoa; Arthropoda; Insecta; Diptera; Tephritidae
Gene: Cpr65Ay
Product: endocuticle structural glycoprotein SgAbd-5
Exons: 3
Coding region: 238-591 (117 amino acids)
Source: RefSeq, a predicted model, not a curated record